Messenger RNA from Amaranthus tricolor (Joseph's coat), 3616 nucleotides. Its product is annotated as N-terminal acetyltransferase B complex auxiliary subunit NAA25. The transcript is spliced from 19 exons. Gene Ontology annotation, biological process: N-terminal peptidyl-methionine acetylation. Gene Ontology annotation, cellular component: NatB complex; cytoplasm. Gene Ontology annotation, molecular function: protein-N-terminal amino-acid acetyltransferase activity; protein binding. The coding region runs from base 204 to 3233 and encodes 1009 amino acids. Lineage: Eukaryota; Viridiplantae; Streptophyta; Magnoliopsida; Caryophyllales; Amaranthaceae. The record is from RefSeq and is a predicted model, not a curated record.
CUACUAUUUUGCCAAAUUGUCCCCUAAAAAAGCUAGGAAGAAUUAUUUGAGACCGGCCAAAAACCAAGACCUAAAAAAGGAAAUAGCAGAACAUCCAAAAUUAGGUUUAAGCAUCUCUUUUUACACUCCAUCUCAGUCUCUAAAUAAAAAUCCUGACAUUAUUCUCGUAUUCUUUUGUCUCUGAGCUUCUUUUUGCUUACUUUAUGUCGAAUCCACUCGCCGGAAAAUUCGGUUAUGCCGGCGGCAUCCCGGAGCGAAAAGUCCGACCCAUUUGGGAUGCGAUUGAUUCACGGCAAUAUAAAAAUGCGCUCAAACUCGCUUCUUCGCUGCUAUCGAAGUAUCCUCAUCUUCCUUAUGCUCUGGCUUUAAAGGCCCUAGUAUUGGAAAGAAUGGGGAAACCUGAAGAAGCACUAUCUGUUUGUCUAGAAGCAAAAGAAUUGUUGCAUAAGAAUAUAUCCUUGUCAAUGGAUGAUCUCACCCUCAGCACAUUGCAGAUAGUCCUUCAAAGACUUGAUCGCUUGGAUCUUGCAACUAGCUUGUAUGACUAUGCUUGUAAUAAAAUUCCUAAUAAUCUGGAGUUGAUGAUGGGAUUAUUUAACUGUUAUGUUCGGGAAUAUGCAUAUGUGAAGCAACAACAGACAGCUAUUAAAAUGUACAAGCUUGUGGGUGAAGAGAGGUUCUUGCUGUGGGCCGUUUGUAGCAUACAGUUGCAGGUUAGUUGUGGCCAAGGGGGAGAAAAGCUUUUAGGUUUAGCUGAAGGCUUACUCAAAAAACACAUUGCUUCUCAUAGCUUGCAUGAACCAGAAGCUCUUAUUGUGUACAUUUCUGUACUGGAACAGCAAGCCAAGUAUGGGGACGCUUUAGAGGUCCUAUCUGGAAAAUUAGGAUCACUGAUUCUGAUUGAGGUUGAUCGUCUACGAUUGCAGGGAAGACUUCUUGCGCUAUCAGGUGAUAAUGCUACUGCUGCUUGUACGUUCCAGAAAAUUCUCGAAACAUGUCCCGAUGACUGGGAGUGUUUCCUACAUUAUCUAGGCUGUUUGCUUGAGGAUGAUCAAAGUUGGUUCAAUGCGUCAAAUAGUGAAACAAGGCGUCCACCGGGAUCUGUGGAAAAGCUUCCGCAUAUAACAGAUGAUGUGCUCAAUUCUCGUAUCCAAGAUGCAUUAGAUUUUGUAAGAAAGUUGGAAUCAGAAGAUAGUGGUGAUCCUAAGAGGGGCCUGCCUCUUGCAUAUCUUGAAAUUGAGCGGAGGAAGCUCUUGCAUGAGAUUGGUGAUAAAGAGAAGUUUUUUGAUGCAUUAGUGCAGUAUUUUUCAAGAUUUGGCUACUUGGCAUGCUUCUGUUCUGAUGUUGAAGUGUUACUGGACAUCUUAACCCCUGGAGAGAAAUUAAAUUUGCUAGAAAAGCUUGAGGAGAGUUUUAAAUCUAUAUCCAUGGCACCUAUAAAAUCGUUAGGUCAGGCGAUUAAUCUUCGAAAGAUGCAAUUGCAAAUGCGCAUCAACAUUCCUGUUGCUGAACUUGAGAGUUUAGCAGUCAAGAUGGUUAAUAUGUAUUGUGAAAAUCUUCCUCUUUCAAAGGAUUUGGAUUCACAAGAGAGUAUGCAUGGUGAAGAGCUUCUGACAAUGGCAUCCAAUAUAUUGGUCCAAUUAUAUUGGAAAACAAGCACCAUUGGGUAUUUGUUCGAGGCUAUUAUGAUGCUGGAACUAGGAUUAAAUAUCAGGAGAUUUGUAUCACAGUACAAGAUAACAUUACUGCACUUAUAUUCUCACUUAGGCGCUCUUCCAGUUGCCUAUGAAUGGUAUCGUACUCUAGAUGUGAAAAAUAUCCUGUUUGAGACAUUUUCACACCAAAUUCUGCCACAGAUGUUGUUAUCUCCCCUUUGGGAAGAUUUAGAUGAUCUUUUGAAGGACUCUUUGAAAUUCAUGGAUGACUAUCUUAGGGAAUCAGCAGACCUAACAUUUCUUGCUUAUCGGCAUCGUAAUUAUUCAAAAGUUAUUGAGUUUGUGCAAUUCAAAGAGCGGUUGCAACAAUCUAACCACUAUUUGAUUGCAAGGCUUGAAUCAUCUAUUCUUAGACUGAAGGAGAAAGCUGAUAACAUUGAGGAGGAGGAGGGUGUUUUUGAAUCCCUGAAAUGUGGAACACAAGCUCUUGAGCUUGCAAGUGAUAUUUCAUGUAAAUCGUUGACAUUCAAUGAAGAUUUGCAAUUAAGGCCUUGGUGGACACCAACACCGUAUAAGAAUCAUCUUUUAGGACCCUUUGAAGAUCUCAAUCAUCACAGCCAAAACAUGGUUUAUAGGAAAGAGUGGGAAACAAAUGUGCAUGAAGUUGUAAAGAAGAGGUCACUUAUUCCUCGGAUGAUCUAUCUGUCUGUGCAGUGUGUCUCAGCUUCUAGCAAAGAGAGCAUAGAGGCUAAUGGAUCUGUGCCCAACUCUGGCUUCUCUUUGGAGAUGAAAUCAUUGUUAGAGCGGUAUGUGAAUGUCCUUGGCUGUUCCAUGAAUGAGGCUGUAAAAGUCGUACUCGAUGUUUCAGAAGGUCAAAGAUCACUGGAGGCCUUUGGUUCAGACUUGAUUGAAUGGGUAAACUUUUCUGUGUUUUUUAAUGCAUGGAGCUUUGGUUCUCAUGAAUCCGUGCUUCCAAAGAGGGAAGAGACUACGUCGUUUUGGAAUGCUGUACCUUCCUUGCUCGAGAAGUGUGUAGUACACCAACUCGGAUUAACAGGUUCAGUAUUUUGCGGAGGACGUGAUCUACAAGUUUUGGUGCAAUUGAUUGCCGAACCGUUGGCUUGGCAUGGUUUAGUACUCCAGUCGUACAUUCGUUCAUUACUUCCUUGUGGCAAGAAGAAAAAGAAAAGUGGCGUAACUGCAGAUAAUUCAAGUUCCUUGUUAUCUGAGACAAUUAGAGCUUCAGUUUCUUCCCUUUAUAGUAUAGUAGAAACGCUUGCCAAAAGGUUGAGAGAAGAGGUUGAUAAAAUAGACAAUGAAGGUGGAAGCGAGUUGCUUUUCUCCCUUGUGAGGGGACCCAAUGAAGGCCCUGGACAAGUAUUUCAGGCUCUCAAAGAUUUUAUAUCUACUGCCGAUGAAAGUGAACUGGGUGAUCGAAUCUUCCAAGCGAUUAAGUGCUGGAGUCCUGAAGAUAUAUCUAAGAAGACGGUAAAGAGCCAGCAAAAGAUGAUGUUAGAUUUUCUGCAAAUAUGCGAAUCCAAGCUUAAGUUGUUGAAAAGUUUAAAGCAACAACUAUAAGGUCAUUCGUGAAUUCCAAAAGCAAAUUAAAUGGCAAAUUUGAUCCACCGCCUCGGCAGAUUAUGGCUCCUGGGUCAUUCUUCCAGUGCUUACAAAAUGAACUUCAUGAUCCAGGCGGUACGCUUGUUUUUUUUAUUUGUUCUCAUUCUUAUUCUUCUGAUACGGGUUCCCCUCUCUAAUUAGAAUGCUUUUCUCAAUUUAGAAUUUUCGAGUUUUGAUCAUGUACAUUAAAUAACCUUAUCCCCCAUAAUCCAUAGGUACCAUUUCCAUUUUUAGUAUGUGAUACUUGCACAAACCAAAAAGAAAAAUUAGGCGUGUAACUCUUUUGAGAUGAGUUUUAUUGACCAACUUUAAAUUGAAUUUCAGUAUUUACCUUUAACAAA